Messenger RNA from Bradysia coprophila, 2017 nucleotides. RefSeq lists its product as uncharacterized. The record is from RefSeq and is a predicted model, not a curated record. NCBI's taxonomy places the organism in Eukaryota, Metazoa, Arthropoda, Insecta, Diptera, Sciaridae.
UUCGCAGGGUUUCUAUUUACAUAGCCCUUGCACUUAUUUGCAACCGAGUAGAAAAGUCAAACGUGACCACAGUAUUUACAAAGUAUCCGGAAGAAAUAUAUUGCAACCACGUACGAAUUAACGUUCAUCGUAGGUAUUAUUGAAAUCCGUUGCACCACAAAAUUUGCCAUCAAGGUUAUCACGUUCACUCAAUUUGCGAACCGAAUCAAAAGGUUAUAAAGGGAGCCAAACGAGUGCAUUAUUUUAGUCAAUAAAAAAAUUUAUUUAUCAAAUUACAAACAUGCACUGCAAAAAGUUUAUUUUUAUGUUCGUUGCAUGGUAUUGUGUAAACACUAUGAAUGGUUCUCCGAUAUCGUUUGAAAACAAAUUCGAUUGUGGUAAUAAGUGCAAAACCGAUGAAACUGGGAUAAAAAACAACGAUCACCAAUGGAACCCACAGCAGGCUGGUGAUUCGAACCAUGAUCUUCAUUUAGCAGCAUUCACAGGACAAGCUAUUCCCAAAAGGAGAAAACGACAAACAAGCAAUGACACCUCAGGCGGUACAGGUUCUUCGCCAGAAACAACUAUAGCCCCAGAUCCCGUCAACGCCACCACACAAACAGAUUCUGAUGAACAGUCAACAGAGGUUCCAUUGUUACGCAUAGGUGAAAUCGAUUUUACAAAUUCUGCAGAAUACAAAAGAGCUCAAGAAAAUUUAUUAUCGGCUUCGGAACAAGUGAAAGUCAAAGAUGUUCAAGUAGCAGACGACAAAAAUUUACCCAACACGAACUUUCCUGCAGCUAGCAUUCAGGACAUAAAAGAAAUCGAAACUGCCGAGACUGUCCUACCGGAAAAUGAUUCAACAAGUUCGAACAGCUCAACAACGAAUCCAAUUUCAUCCACGACAGAAAUUUCGAUGGAAAUAAAAGGUGCUGAGAACAUAGCACUGGAAUACGAUGGUAAAAUUGAAAGCGGAUCUCUCAGUGGAGACAUUCCAGUAGUCUCUCAAAACACAACUGCCGAAACAAAGCCAACAGCAGAAACGAAGCCAACGACAUACGACUUAAGUAAAUCUGGAACUUCUGCCGAAAAAACUGGACUGAAGUUGAAUACAACUCAUGCGAACGUGGACAUGGAAUAUUCAACACCAAUGGGUGAUACGAAAAAUGGUUCUAUCUCGGAAGAUCUUCCUGAAAAUAAACUUAAUGCAGUGGUCACUGACCCAGUAACAAUAAGUGAAGUGGAAGUUCAAGAAAAUACUACAGAAAAUGUACUUAACACAGUUGCAGUAAAACCAGCGAAAACUAACGAAACUGGUGGCGACUCAUUCCCGAAUUCAACUGAUUCAAAAUCUGAUCCAAAAACCGUGAGCAUACCAGGAAAGUUAUACCAUAACGUUACAGAUGACGAUGAUUCUAUAAGACGGGACAUGACAAAGAAAUUAGAUAUUGAGCCUGAACAACUGGAAACGGAGGACGUGUCGAAGAAAGACAAGGACAUAUCCGUGAUUCCAAACAGUCCAACCACAUCACCAAACGCUUCGAAGGACAGCCAUCAUAAAAAUCACACAGAUAGUGAAACUCACGAAGACAAUUUCGUAGAUCAAUACGAAAGCCACGCUUACAAAUUGGAUGAUUGGGAUGACGAUUUUACUGACACGAGUUCAUUUGACGACUUUAUUGGAAAUCCAUGCGAUUGCUGCGAUUGUAGCCGAACCGAAACUGCAAAACUCUACGACACGUUUGUGGAAAAUGAUUCAUCCGUUAGCAUUGAGUACCCUCCACACGAACCCUGUGUGGAACAUUUUCAUCCACCUGACUAUUCAACGAAUUAUGGAGAUAUUGGCGAAAAUCUCGACGAAGAAGAUGUCGACGUUGAGUAUAGUCAACAUACUGACGAUAUUUCGGACGAUUUUGAUUCCAUAGACUUAGACGACUUACUGAAUUCAGACAUUCGAUUCAAUACGAAAGAAGAUAAUAAUUGUGAUCAUUUUGACGAAGACACAGACGAUUUUGUUUUCGAUGACAGUUUUCGAUAG